Molecule: messenger RNA, 10722 nt
Organism: Acanthaster planci (crown-of-thorns starfish)
Lineage: Eukaryota; Metazoa; Echinodermata; Asteroidea; Valvatida; Acanthasteridae
Biological process (GO): regulation of transcription by RNA polymerase II
Cellular component (GO): nucleus
Molecular function (GO): DNA-binding transcription factor activity, RNA polymerase II-specific; RNA polymerase II cis-regulatory region sequence-specific DNA binding
Source: RefSeq, a predicted model, not a curated record
CGUUUUGGCGCGCUAGUCACCACCAAGACCCCCGAAUUUGCCACGCAGUCUGCGAAGACGCACAUUGCCCUGGUGACAAGUUUUGACACCUAAUUAAUUAGCGGAGGCGACCAAUCAACACGCGUCUUUCAUGCUGGCCUUUCUAUGGACAUUAUUGAUAAAAUUCAUAACUCUGUGUACAUGCGCAUUGGGGGCGUGCUGUAUGUUAUGCAGAGCAUUUUGCACUGUAUGGUAUAUGGGGGAUGUGCGUGUGUGUGCACUGUGUGCGGUGGGUUUUUAUUUCCGUAAUUUUCUCCCCGGCCAUUGAAUACACGGCAUCACUAGUGGAUGAAUGCGGCCUGUCACUGUCAUCAGUCGAGUUCGUCAGGCCAGCCCGGGAUAAGAGUACCGUACCGUUCCGGUUCGCCCCACGGGCCUCACGGACAGCCAAGCUCAUCCGAGAAGGAGGGAUAGUGAACCAUGUCUCGCCGAAAGCAGGCUAACCCACAGCACAUCGGUUCGGAACACGAGCUACCAGCGGCUCUGGAAAACGGUGCUGCCAAGGAGAACCACUUGAAUACUGCUAGCACAGAAGAAACAGAUGAGGAUGUGAUCAUAGGAGGCCUCCAUGUCUGCGGGAAGUGUCGAGGGGAGUUUUCAGUUACCUCCGAUUUUCUGCAGCAUAAGCAGACCUGCUCCAAGAAACCAGUGGUGGUUGUGAUAAACAAUGACGGCCAGUUGCAGACUGAGAGUAACAGCAGCAGCCGUCCGCCGUCCGUGGAGAAUCUGUAUGGCCAGGAGAUUGCCAAGACUGUGUACCACAACAACAAUAAUGACCAGGUGCUAAAUGGGCUUCAGCAGCUGCCGGAUGACCCGUAUGAUGACCAAGAGGAGCUUGAGGAGCGAUCUGUGACAGAGGAGCCGGAGGCCCACUUAGCCCAAAUUGAUGGCCCCCGGGACCAGCAGCAGCAGCCAGGUCAAGAUGACGGCUUGCAUGAGGAAGACCUGAAGGCUUCCAAACCAGACAGGCGGAGAACUCAGAGUGUGGACUCUAUGGAGUAUGAAGAGUCGCACACCCAACUGAAGCACCCAGUUGAGAACUGCCGUUCACCGUCGAGCCGCCCCGUAUUUCCGCCCAGACCAGGGAGUCUUGAGAGUACACCCUUCCCCAUGGGGCCCUUCCCACAUCCAGUGCACAAUCAGCCAGAGAUGGCAUCCAUCCAGGACCAGCUGUUCCACCUGCAGCAACAGCACAUUCACCAGCUGCAGCUCAUCCAAAAUAUCCAGCAGCAGCUGCAAAACCUGGCUAUGCAGAUCAAAAAUGCCCCUGCUGUUACCUCGGCUGCUCCAGUUACCACUACCUCAGCCCCCCUCACCCCGUCUGUGGAGUCGCAGUCACAGAUAAUGUCCCAGCAAACAUCAUCGUCAGGGCCUUCACCCCACCUCAUCCAUCCCUUCGAUUCACUGCCUCGACCACUGCCCCAACAGAUGAUGCCGUCGCUGCCAUUACGACCCUCUAUUGUACCUCCUGUGUCCUUCCCUAUGGCCUCCCCAAGGCCACCAUUUGAUAUGUUGCAGCAGCAGGGCGUCAUGCCACCAGCCUCAAGUCAGCUUCUACAGGCCCCACCUAGGCUUCCCUUUGCACCAUCCAUGAUGCUUCAGCGAAAGGGGAAGCCUCCAAAUGUUGCGGUCUUUGACACCAAAUUUCCCUCGGAUGAUCCAUUCUUCCGGCAUAAGUGCCGCUUCUGCCACAAGGUCUUUGGCAGUGACAGUGCCCUUCAAAUCCACAUUCGCUCUCACACAGGUGAGCGACCAUUCAAGUGUAAUAUAUGUGGCAACCGAUUCUCCACUAAGGGGAACCUCAAAGUGCACUUCCAGAGGCAUGUGGAUCGGUACCCUCAUGUCAAAAUGGACACUACUCCUCACCCACCUUCUCCUCCUCUGCCAAAUGAGCGUCUCCCAAUCCAGUCUCCAUCCAUUCAGCAGGUUCCCCUUCCAACGAUUCCAGGUGACAUGAGUCGUCCAUCAAAUGAUGCCACAACCUCUUUCCACUCUGGAACACCCACAUCGCAGGCCAGUGGGUCUAACUCUGCCUCAAACAGUAUCUCUGGUGACAAUUCCCUUGAGCAGCAGAGUCAAGAAGAUGGACGUCCCAAAUCAGUCUCAGAUAUUGUCCUUCCCAAGGCAGAAUCAGAACCUAAGACAUCAGAUACCAGUGCUGUUGUGUCCCCUCAACCAACUCCGGAAAGGCCCCUGACAUUUUCCUCUGCCCCAAUGACCUCAAGCUUUGCUCACUCCAUCAGUCAAAUCAUGUCUGAAUCUUCCUCAAUGUUCACCACCGCCCCCACUCUCACUUCCCGAAUGGAGACUCCAUCUUCUCUGGCUGUCCUGGCUGAGCAAGGAGUCCGGCCAUCAGAGACCUCUAAACUGCAAAAGUUAGUUGAGAAUAUCGAGCAGAAGAUAAGCGACUCCAAUCAGUGUGUCAUUUGUCACCGGGUUCUCAGCUGCAAGAGUGCCCUGCAAAUGCACUACAGGAUCCACACUGGUGAGCGGCCAUACAAGUGCCGUGUCUGUCUGCGCUCCUUCACCACCAAGGGUAACCUGAAGACACACUACAGUGUCCAUCGUGCCAAACCUCCUCUCAGGAUGUUCCACGAUUGUCCCAUUUGCCAAAAGCGGUUCAGUAAUGUCUUAGUGCUGCAGCAGCACCUCCGCAUGCAUGCUGCCGAGGGCUUUCCGAUUCCCCAAGACUUGUCUGCAUUUGAGCACUAUGCUGAAGACAGGUUUGCUGAAGAGCUGUCGAAUGAGGAAAACCAGGUCCUUGACCAGGAUGAAAGUGAAGAGGCAGCCAGGCUCAAUGAGAUGGGUUCUCAACUGGAAUCCUCACCUGAAGGCUUUUCUGAACCAGAAGGUGCAGGAGAUGAACUCCACAAUGGCUUGCCAGAUGAAACAAGAAGUCUCAAACAAAUCCAAACUGCCUCCGAACAAGAUAUGGGCCACACCCAAAAGAUCCACAUGAGGGACAGAGCCAGACACAUGGAGAGGAUAAUUGAUGUAAAUAAGGAAAUUCGUAUGGACUGGAUGGGGAAGGAAGUUGAAGAGUCACCAGGAGUGCCUGCCACAGGUGAGUCUGCCUCCCCUCCAUCCUACCUCUCUGAUGACAGCAGCAGAGCAGCCUCCCUAUCCUCAGAACCCCAGCCAAGCUACACAAAAGGUAUUGAUUCCAUAGCUUCAGCCCUACAUCUUCAAGCAAGUAGCAAUGCAGAGAAUCACCACAGACAGCUCAUUGGCCGUCUUCCUAAUCCAGGUCCUCAGUCCCCCUCAGACAAAAGCCAAGAAGGCUCUCUGGCAUCUGACCAAGCAUCUCCAAGUCCUGAUGAUCACAAGGAUGACCCGAGAACAAGUCAAGAAGAUAUGAGGCGGCACUUCGAUGAACUUGUAAAUCAUCACAGUGGUGUUUCAAGGAGUCAUUCCAGUGAACUUACAGGGCAGUCAGAUGAUAUUAAACUUCAGCCUAAUUAUAUAAGAAACCACCAAGAUGACUUCAGACGACACCGAGAUGAACUGUGUGAAGCACAUCCCAAGGAGCUCCAUGGCAAACUGGAGGACAGUAGAGGUAAAGGAAAUGAAUUUGAGCAGAAAAUCAAUUCUGAUGAGCAGAAUGGCAGAAAUGAUGAGCCAAGGGGUCCUUCAGACGAGUACAGGGGUGAGCACAGACGCAUUUUUGAUGAGCAAAAGAACCGUCCAGACAGCAUAAAGUUCCAACAGAAUAAUCUCCAUCGAGCACCCCUCAAGAUUGACACUAGCAGAACGGACAACAAUGGGGCUCUGGACCUAACCCCCAAGUCGGUUUCCUCAGGGAGCAGCGAAAACAGCCUGGAGGCCCUGAAGAAUCAAGUCAACAACAGCCACCACUUGUUUCCCUUGGGCUUCCCCCAUCCGGGUGAUGGUAGAUUAAAUGGAAGCAGUGCUGGACUGUUGAUGCCAGAUGCAUCCUAUGGUUCCACACGCAGCAACGGAUCCAACACCACCUGCCAUUAUUGCGGUAAGUCCUUUGCAUGCAGCAGUGCCCUGAAUAUCCACUAUAGGAGCCACACAAAGGAGCGACCCUACAAGUGCGAGAUAUGCUCCAAGGGAUUUUCGACUAAAGGCAAUCUGCGUCAGCACAUGCUGACGCACAAAAUACGAGACAUGCCCACCCAGAUCCUUGACCCCUCACACCCCCAUUACAAGCAGCAGCAGCAGAUGAUGCACCCCAUGCACCAUUUGCAGCCACCGUCACAUCCCAUGCUGAUGCCUGGCAUUUCAAACUUUGCUGCUGAGAUGGCCUUGCACCAGUACCAACAACAGCAGCAGAGAACAUCUCCUCGGUCAUUCAUCCAGCGGGAACCAUCUCCAUUGGGUCCUGAGCAACAGCACUCACCACAGGCCCAGCAGCAGCAGCUGCCUCCUUCACCACUUGGUUCUCCACAGAAAAUCUCACCCCUCAACCCCCAGCGACCAUCUUCUCCCUUUGACUGUGGUCAGGAGAUACCUCCAAGUAGUCAGAUGAAGUCCCCAGGUAGCCAACAACAGAGCACUUCGCCUAGCAGUCAGCAUCACUUGGCACUACCUUGCAGCCAGCCACUGCAGCAACAGCAACAACAGCAGCAUUCUCCAAAUAAUAACAAUUACCCUCCUGAUAUACAGCAGAAGCUCUAUCCCAGCCUGCAGAAGCCACACCCCUCUGACCUGCCCAUCCCCCCAUCCCAGCCCUCACUGAAGCGUUCCAUUUCGAAUUCCAGCUGCCCUUCUCCCACCAAGCGGCUGAAGCACAGCUGCCACGUCUGCGGCAAGCAGUUCCAAUCAGACAGUGCCCUCCAGAUUCACAUGCGCACCCACACUGGCGAGAAGCCCUUCAAGUGCCACAUAUGUGGGCGUGCAUUCACCACCAAAGGCAACCUGAAGGUGCACCUGGGAACGCACAUGUGGAACGGCGGCCCCACCCGGCGAGGGCGGCGCAUAUCUGUGGAGGCUCCACUCAUGAGGAGCCCCAAGGACAGCGAAAUGUUCCGGCCAGACAUGUUUGGCUUGCGGCCAAUGUACGAGGGGGCAUUCUUCCAGUAUCCCCCACCCAUCAUGAAUGGCUAUGCAGCUGCCAUGUCCAAGGCCAACGAAAUUUCGGUCAUCCAGAACCACCAUUCCUCAAUGGGACAUGCACGCAUUCCAGAGAACUCCAACUCUGUCAUCAUGAAGGGUAGUGACCUGAGUCAUGACAGCAGAGACCAGAUUCCAGAGUCUGUAGCCUCUCAAAACUAAGAAGAGAAAAGAACAGGUGUUUGUGUAUCAACAACUAUGAUAGUGACAAAUUGUUCAUUGUAGGUUAAAGUGCUUGUAACGUUUUGUUAGUUCUUUUUCUGUGUUUUUGCUGCAGUAUUUGAACACCAGAGUGUGUGAUUUUUAAAAUUAAAUGCAUUCUUUAUGUUUAUCCACACGUUUGCUUGUAAAAGCUGUAUUAAUUACCUUUCCUUUCGUUACUAACAAACUAAUUUCGAAGUGUGUAUUAGAUUAACUCUUCUAGAAGACAAUGCGCCAAACAGUGAAAAUGUUUACUUUGGACACAGGGUUAUCAUCAGACUGAUUGACAGGAAUUACCUGCUAUGUAUAUGCUGUCCAAUUAACCAUUAUUUAUGUUUUAAACAGCCACUUGUAUAACUUAUUGCGUAUAUAAUAUUUAUAGUAAAACCACUCAGUAACAUCUGAAGACGAAAUUCUCAAUACUUAACACUGGUAAAUGUUAACUUAUUCUAACCGUGUAGAUUACUUAUAUUUAAUGAGUGGAUGAUCUGCCAUAAGCAGAGAGAUAAUUGAAACAGGACAUGCUGGAACAUCAAGAAUUAACAUUAAAACAAGUUAUAGUAACAUUUUACAUUUAUCUUUUGGCAAUAUUUAAAAGAAAAUCCCAGAACAAAUUGUUCCCCAAAGUGUUAAUAUCUUGGGUGAUUUUCAAGUGUUGUUCAAGUUGAAAGCGUGGAAGUACAUGAACAGCCAUCUAUAAAAGUAACAUCAAACUGUCCUGCAUCUCAUGAAAGCCAUUUUGAUUCACUUUUCUUUUCCAUAUGCAGGGUCUAUAUCCUGAAAUAAAAAAUACAAGUACAAGAGCAGGAUAAAUACAUAUGACUAGCCACCGGUAGACAAAUGGCAUUGUUUUCUCUAGUGGUCUGACCAACAGCCAAAUGGGGUUGCAUAUAAACAAAUGAAGACAAUGAAGUAUUGUGCUCAGGCUCUUUAACUUAGAGUUUACAAAGUGCUUCUAACUCCAGGCCACAGAGAUCUCUUAACCUUCAGAGGAGUUAUCUCUAGUUUCUGGCAUAGAUUCAUCAAUGACAGGACUAGAUCCACUUGCACUUUUUAUUCAACUCUCUUGACCCCUGGAAUCUCGUCAUCGCUGGGUGAGAACAUUUGAUUUUCAUACACAAAUAAAAAAAGGGGAGGAAAAGUGUAAACUCUUCCACUUUGGAAACAAAAUUCACCUUGAUGAGUGAUGGAUGUGGGAAUUACUCAAAUGGUAAGCAUGUCAUCAUUAAUAAUCUGAGAGCCAUUCCCACUACUGGCCCUGGCACGCAAACCACACAUUUACAAUGUCAUCUGUCAUAUUUUUGCUGCCCAAACCAACAGGAGCAUAUUUUGCCAAUGCCCUCCCGAAAAUUGCCCAUCAAUUUUUGGGGACACGUUGAAGCCAGACUGAUCCAUGAUGUAGGUAGGGGGGCUUCUACUCUUGAACUGCCAGCAAUCUGUCACUGGUCACUGUGACAGUUGCAACGCUGCUCUCAAUCUCACCAAACCAUGCUUAGAACAACGCCCACAUGAAUUCAGCCAAGAACUUCGAUUUAACUUGCUUUCCAGAAGAUACUUAAAACAACAGGUAUCAUUUCGUUAAUAUCUUUUCGUAGGUAUUUCAGCAUCACACCAAGACACUAGACAUCAAGAAGUAUUGGGGAAAUUGAAUUUCAGGUUCUUUUUAGUUCUAAUUUAACUUUCUUUUUGGAGAAAAUGAUGGUAGAAAUUAUCACCGGCUUCAAAAACUCGUCUGGUUUGCAUUUUUUUGAGGAAAAAACUAAUCAUUUCACUGAUUUCCUUUCCUUCCCGCUUUUGCCACACUCUGCUUUGAAAUAGAAAAAAAUAACUCGGCUAUUUUGUACUGGCUGCCAAAUGUUUUUGAGAGACCUGCCCUGGCAAUUUCCAGUUGAUUCUCUUCCCAGUUAGCUUGCAGUGUUUUAGGAAGCUGCUCAGUUAUAGUUGUUUAUUGCUAAGUUUCUCAGGGAUUUCUGCCGAUUGCAAGCUUGUAAUUGUGUUUUGUUUGUUUGUUUUUUAAUUUUAGGAAAAAUGCAGUGUUCUGAAUUAAGUCUUCCUUGACAGGGUAAUUUUUUUAAAUUCCAUUUGAAACCUUUAGUGUUAUGUUCUGCCCAUAUUUCUGCAAAAUCAAGUUCUGUUUCCUGGUGUACAGAUAGGGGAUGUGUGGUUUACUUAAUGGACUUUAUAUUUACAGAAAUUAUGAAACUUGUGACUGUCCAAAAUGUGCACUAGCUCCCUCACUAAAUGUCAACAAAUCUUUUUGAAGUUGCUUAUGGUGCAAGAAAUCAAAUCAUAUGAGUUUUUUAAAUCGUAUAAUUGCUGUGAAGUAUACAUAUUUAUUGCACAUGAGCAAGUAAUGAAGACUGUUAGUGGAAAGGAUUUGUAUAUACCAACGUGUAUCUGUUAUGUUUGGUCUUUCGUGUCGAAACAUUUCCUGCCACAAACAAAAACCUUCCAAAGUUCUCAGAAACUUCCACUGGAGGACGUGUACAAUUCCAUCAAGUAAAGACGUGUUUCUGUAUUUAAUGAUGUGUACAUUUACUCUCUGUCAGAUUUAAAACAUAACUCCAUGUAGUUCAUGUGUGUAUAUAAGCGUAUUUAAAGAUAUCAUGUGUAGAUACAUUGUACAUGUAAUACCAACCGGCAGUGUAUAUCACAAACACUUGUCCCAGUGCAGCAAGUUGAAAUGUAAAAGCCUGCUUAUUCUGUGUGGUUUCUUGUGUAUCAGUGCCCUUAGUCCCACUGUUUUUGACAUGAAGAACAAACCGCUUUUUCUGGACAGAGGUGGACUUGGAUUCCCCACCAGUUCAUGGCAUUUAGACAAUUUAGUCCUUGUUGGCUUAAAGCCCACAUGACUAUGCAGCAUGAACAGAAAACUGCAGCUGUACAGAAUAAAAAAUGUUUUUGUUUUGUUCAGCUGAAAGAAUUUGUCUACUUUAUCCACCGGUAAAGAACUUAAAAUGGCUCAUGUUUUUGUGUUGCUCUUUCUUUUCAAGGCGUCACCGUUUAUUUAUUGUUCAACCCAAAUAUUUUCAUGAUAUUAAUGAUAUAAACUUUGUUUUGCAUGUUAGUUUUAAUUUAGACCUAAUCCGGCAGUAUUUAUACUAGAAACUGUUUGGUUUUUGUUUCGUUUUUGGUGGACACAGUAUUAAGCUGUACUGAUAUGUGAGUGCUGCAGUGUUGAGCAUCGAACCAAUGGUAGCAAUUUUAGGCUCACCAUAGUUAUCGACUAUUUCAUGUGCACUGCCAUGACAUCCAUUGCCAGUAUGCAGUAUUAAGAUGUACUACUAGCAGUUUUUUGAAAAUGCGACUAUUAGCACUAGAUAGAUACAGAUUUUAGUUGAAGUUUUACUAACGGCCAAAAUUGGACAGUUAAGGCAUACUUUGCUUUAGUAUUCUUUAAAAUAUGUACAAAUCAGCUGAUAGCUUUCCCCAAGGUUUACUCAGUUUGUAUUUAUUGCUCUUUUUUCGUAACAGUCUUUCAGCAUUUGAGUUUGCUCAUUUUUUCUUUAUUUUGCAUAUGUGUGCUUGAAGAAAAGAAUACUGCAUUGAGUUGUGUUUUGUAUUGUACAGCAAAAAAAAAAAGAAAUUUACCAUAUUUCUGGUCAGAUGACCACAGCAAGCCAAAGGAAAGUAAAUUUAUGUAAAUAAGUGUAACUUUGAAUGCCGUCAAUACGAAAUAACUGUGAGAUGCAAGGAUCUGUGACCUGGGUUUGAGUGUAUACAGUGGUCUUAAUGUACAGAACUUGUACAGUGUGCAUAUCACCAGAGCUCUAUUAAAACUGCCUACUAGACUAAAUAAUACUGCCAACUUUGUCAGCCACAGGAGUUGGACAUUUAUGAUACAUUCAGGCCGGCCAUUUUUUUCCGUUUGAGUAGGAAUAUUGUUUUUAUAAGAAUUUUCACACUGUGAUUAACACAAAUGCAGGUUGCAGAGUUUCUGCUCAGUUUCAGAAUGAAGUUGAAGAGUUUCCUUGAAGAAAGUGUUUAAAUUGCUUUUUGUUGUGGAAGUGAAAUAAUCAUUUAAUUCCUUGCUUCUUAGAGCUAUUAACUGUUAUUUCCAUGGUUUAUUGAUAAGGCUUUACAGUUGCAUGGUGAUGUCAAGGGUAAAGUUUCAUGCUUACGAAGAAUACCUGAAUUGGUGUUUAUCAGGCUCGUCUUUCCUGCAGAACCAUGUUUCUCAACCAUGGAGCAAGAAAACAGUUUCACUGUAUUUGAAUCGUACCACUUCAAAACUUUCAAACAUGGAAGUGGUGAUUUUAAGAAUGGUGAUGAUAUAGACAUAAGAGAUUUAAUUUUGAAAAGUUGGUCAGUCAGUCAUAAUCUUCACUUUUGGAUGGUUCCCAAAAUCCAGUUUUAAGAAGCAGUGGAAUGGACACAACUACACUUAAUCUGUCAUCCGUCAUUCAAUCUGUAGUUUUCAGCCUAACUUCUGAAUUUUGUUCUUAUCAAGCAUUUUAGCAAUUAGACCUUGUGUCCCAGCCCGGGAUUAUCACCCUAACACAAAUCAAUGGAGGCGCCCACCAGAACACUCUUUCUUGCGGCCGGGUUAUGGGGACUACAGGUGUUGAAAUUUCAGACAUUGUGGGGACCGAAAGCAUUGUGGGCACAACACUUGGUUCCGAUUUUCUCACCAAAGGAAAUGAUCCCCUUAAAGGCCAGCCCAGCCCCAUCACGUGUGCUGUCUGUCCCCACAAGCGCAUCACCCAAAUGAAUGUGCACUGUAGAACCCCCAGGUCCCGGGGAACACCUGAGCAUUUGGUGAGGAUUAUCGUUGACUGACUGCUAAUUAUUGCCUGACAGCCCAUGCAUUAAAUGUCCACGGUUAUUUUUCUGGACUUUCCUUCCCCCUCUUCCCCCCCCCCCAAGAUUGUUGGGCAUACCAGGAUAUUAGCAACAUAUGCUUAUUUUUGUAUUUCAAGGACUGCCAAGUUAGGCUUCUUUCUGAGCGUGCUAUACCAUCGUGUAAAUGUAUCAGAAAUGGAAACAGUAUUAUCUAUCUGUAGGAACAACACAUGUAGAACAAAUCGCACUAUAGCUUUUAAAAUACAGAGGACGAUGGUCUAUAUACCGGUAGUACGCUGCACUGGCCCACACGUAUUGUAGAUGCACUGUAUACAUGUAUGAUGUAGCAUUUAGUGGAACAUUGUAUAUUUUGUGAUACUGAGGUUUAACUAAUAAAAUAAAAAUAGGACAACUUUAUGGAUAUUUAUAAACAGACGUUGUUUGUUUCAGUUUCGAUUUGGUUUUUUAAUCUUUUGUGUAUGGUUAUUUGUUUAUGAAUUUCGUAAAUACAUUCAAAUGUUCAUGAAUUAUGCAGUUUUAUGGUAAAUCUUGAUCUGAUGGAAUAAGCCUAUUCAAAGCAAUCAUUCACAAAUAAACCACUCAAAAAAUUCUUAAGUUAAUUUA